GGCGCCGGCGAGCCAUCCCCCGGCUGCGAGGGUGGUAGCGGCCGUUGGAGUUUCCCCCAGCCGGCGUGGGCGCAGCUAAGCGCGGGGCGGGCCGGCUGCGCCGCGGGAGGAGGGACAAAGGGGAGGCUCCCCGUGGUGGCGUACGGGCCGCCACUGCAGCUUGUAGUUUUGAGCCGCGACGAGGAGGACUUGCGGGCAGAAGAGCGCGCGAGAUGCCGGUGCGGGGAGACCGCGGGUUCCCACCGCGGCGGGAGCUGUCGGGCUGGCUGCGCGGCCCAGGCAUGGAGGAGUUGAUCUGGGAGCAGUACACUGUGACCCUGCAGAAGGAUUCCAAAAGAGGAUUUGGAAUUGCAGUGUCGGGAGGUAGAGACAACCCACACUUUGAAAACGGGGAAACGUCAAUUGUCAUUUCUGAUGUGCUCCCGGGUGGACCUGCUGAUGGCUUGCUCCAAGAAAAUGACAGGGUGGUCAUGGUCAAUGGCACCCCCAUGGAGGACGUGCUCCAUUCGUUCGCAGUUCAGCAGCUUAGGAAAAGUGGGAAGAUCGCAGCCAUUGUGGUCAAGAGGCCCCGGAAGGUUCAGGUGGCCCCCCUGCAGGGCAGCCCUCCCCUCAGUCAUGACGACCGGGGUUUUGAGGUGAUAGAUGAGUUUGAUGGCAGAAGUUUCCGCAGCGGCUACAGUGAGAGGAGCCGGCACAGCAGCCACGAUAUGCUCAGCCAGAGCUGGGAGGACAGCAGGGAGAGGGGGCGCUCCCAGCAGCGUCCGCAGAGCCGGGAACGCGAGCGCAGCCGUGGCCGGAGCCUGGAACGUGGCCUGGACCACGAGGACUCUGGGCGCAGCCGGGAGCGCAGCCGCGGCAGGAGCCUGGAGCGCGGCCUGGACCGCGAUUAUGUGCCCCGGGACCGUAGCCGUGGCCGCAGCAUCGACAGGGACUACGACCGAGACUAUGAGCGCAUCUAUCACCAGUCCUAUGAGCCUGACUAUGAAGGAGGCUACAGCCCCUCAUACGACCGCAGAGCCCAGCCUGAGUCCCGCUAUGAGCGUAGCUACAGCCGCGAACACCUACGCUCCCGCAGCCCCAGCCCUGAGCCUAAGUCCCGGCAGGAGCACAAGCAUGAUCCCGACAGACCCAUUGGGGUCCUUCUGACUAAAAGUAAAGCAAAUGAAGAGUAUGGUCUCCGGCUGGGGAGUCAGAUCUUCAUCAAGGAAAUGACCAGAACAGGACUGGCGACCAAAGAUGGCAACCUUCACGAGGGGGAUAUAAUUCUCAAGAUCAAUGGGACUGUUACUGAGAACAUGUCUUUAACUGAUGCUCGGAAGCUGAUAGAAAAGUCUAGAGGGAAAUUGCAGCUUGUGGUGCUGAGGGACAGCAGGCAGACCCUUAUCAAUGUCCCGUCCCUCAAUGACAGCGACUCUGAAGUAGAAGAUAUCUCAGAAAUAGAGUCCAACCGAUCUUUUUCUCCAGAGGAGAAGCGCCAGCAAUAUUCUGACCAGGAUUACCAUUCCUCCAAUGAGAAGCUGAAGGAGAGGCCGAGUUCAAGAGAGGAAACCUCAGGCAGACUGUCCAGGAUGGGCGCCACACCCACGCCAUUCAAGUCCACUGGGGACAUCACAGCUGCAAGUGUCACAGAAACCAACAAAGAGCCCAGGUACCAGGAAGAAACUCCAGUUCCUCAACCCAGAGCAGCCCCGAGAACUUUUCUUCGUCCUAGUCCCGAGGAUGAAGCGAUAUAUGGCCCUAACACCAAAAUGGUGAGGUUUAAGAAGGGAGACAGUGUGGGCCUCCGGUUGGCUGGUGGAAAUGACGUUGGGAUAUUUGUCGCUGGCAUUCAGGAGGGCACCUCUGCAGAGCAGGAGGGCCUACAAGAAGGAGACCAGAUUCUGAAGGUGAACACACAGGACUUCAGAGGGCUGGUUCGGGAAGAUGCGGUUCUCUACCUGUUAGAAAUUCCCAAAGGUGAAACUGUGACCAUUUUGGCUCAGAGCCGAGCAGACGUGUACAGAGACAUCCUGGCAUGUGGCAGAGGAGAUUCGUUUUUCAUAAGAAGUCACUUUGAAUGUGAGAAGGAAACCCCGCAGAGCCUGGCCUUCACCAGGGGUGAGGUCUUCCGAGUGGUGGACACGCUGUACGAUGGCAAGCUGGGCCACUGGCUGGCUGUGAGGAUUGGGAAUGAGCUGGAAAAAGGCUUAAUCCCUAACAAAAGCAGAGCUGAGCAAAUGGCUAGCGUCCAGAACGCCCAGAAAGAGACCGCUGGGGACAGAGCAGACUUCUGGAGGACGCGUGGCCAGAGAUCUGGGGUCAAGAAGAAUGUCCGCAAGAGCCGGGAAGACCUGACGGCGGCCGUGUCAGUUAGCACCAAGUUCCCGGCCUACGAGAAGGUUCUGCUGAGGGAAGCUGGCUUCAAGAGGCCUGUGGUCUUAUUUGGCCCCAUAGCAGAUAUAGCAAUGGAAAAGUUGGCCAACGAGUUGCCUGAUUGGUUUCAAACUGCAAAAACUGAACCCAAAGAUGCCGGAUCUGAGCGGUCCAGUGGAGUAGUCCGGUUGAACACUGUGAGACAAAUUAUUGAGCAGGACAAACACGCCCUCCUUGAUGUGACCCCCAAAGCUGUGGACCUGCUCAAUUAUACUCAGUGGUUCCCAAUCGUGAUUUUUUUCAACCUGGAUUCGAGACAAGCUGUUAAAACCAUAAGACAGAGGCUGAGUCCAACAUCCAAUAAAAGUUCCCGGAAGUUAUUUGAUCAAGCCAACAAGCUCAAAAAGAACUGUUCUCAUCUCUUUACAGCUACGAUCAACGUGAAUUCAGCCAAUGAUAGCUGGUUUGGCAGCUUGAAGGACAGCAUUCAGCAGCAGCAGGGCGAAGCAGUCUGGGUCUCUGAAGGAAAGAUGGAAGGGAUGGAUGAUGACCCUGAAGACCGCAUGUCCUACUUAACCGCCAUGGGCGCGGACUAUCUGAGUUGUGACAGCCGUCUCAUCAGUGACUUUGAAGAUACCGACGGCGAGGGCGGCGCCUACACUGACAAUGAGCUGGAUGAGCCAGCUGAGGAGCCGCUGGUGUCUUCCAUCACCCGCUCCUCGGAGCCGGUGCAGCACGAGGAGAGCGUGAGGAAAUCCAGCCCAGAGCCACGAGCUCAGAUGAGGCGGGCUGCUAGCAGAGACCAACUUAGGGAUGGUAGUCCGCCCCCAGCAUUCAAGCCAGAGCCACCCAAGGCCAGAAGCCAGAACAGAGAAGAACCGUACAACUACUCCAAGGCGAACCCCGUGGCUGGCAGUGAAAUCUCGGGGGGAUCGACCAAAGGGUGCCCUCCGCCUGUUGCAGUGAAACCUACUUUUGGGCGAUCCAUCCUGAAGCCUUCCACUCCCGUCCCUGCGCCCGAGAGCGAAGAGGUGGGGGAGAGCACCGAGGAGCAGGAAGAUGCUCCCAGGUCAGUCCUGGGCAGAGUGAAAAUAUUCGAGAAGAUGGACCACAAGGCAAAAUUACAGAGGAUGCAGGAGCUCCAAGAAGCGCAGAACGCGAGGAUUGAAAUCGCUCAGAAGCACCCUGACAUCUAUGCGGUUCCUAUCAAACCCCCCAAGCCAGAUGCCGGCCUGCCCCCGCAUCACCUGAGUUCUAGACCUCCAGAGCCACAGAAAGCUUCGUCUAGACUUUACCAGGACACCAGCUAUGGCAGUGACCAGGAGGAAGAGGAAUACCGCCAGCAGUUGGCAGCGCACUCAAAGCGGGGUUACUACAGCCAGCCCUCCCGGUACCGAGACACGGAAUUGUAGACGGCUGCGCAGGGACUCCUGGGAGGCCAGCCUGGAGAUCUCCACCUAAAGUGCACUGCAGAGAUAUGGUGGGGACCCAGGCAACAGACAGCACGGAUGAUCAACCGGAGGCUCUGUGUGUGGGACUGGGGUAGAGCCGAUUAUGACUUUUUCCUCAGAAUGAAGAGAAACACUACAGUCUUGACACUGUUACUUGCUUUGGUGUGGACCAAAAUCUGUAUUAAUCUCUCUGUAUUUUUAAUAUGUAUAUUAAGGAGCAAUAACUAUUUUUCCUCAUUCAUAGAUGCCUUCCAACAUUGCUUCAGUGUGAGGCAGGUAUGAAAAAGGAGUU
This is a messenger RNA of Microtus ochrogaster (prairie vole), 4095 nucleotides long. It is a transcript of the gene Tjp2, whose product is annotated as tight junction protein 2. NCBI's taxonomy places the organism in Eukaryota, Metazoa, Chordata, Mammalia, Rodentia, Cricetidae. Gene Ontology annotation, biological process: establishment of endothelial intestinal barrier; protein localization to cell-cell junction; cell-cell adhesion. Gene Ontology annotation, cellular component: plasma membrane; bicellular tight junction. Gene Ontology annotation, molecular function: cell adhesion molecule binding. The record is from RefSeq and is a predicted model, not a curated record.